Crotalus tigris (Tiger rattlesnake) is the source of this 4023-nucleotide messenger RNA. RefSeq names its product phosphatidylcholine transfer protein (gene PCTP). NCBI's taxonomy places the organism in Eukaryota, Metazoa, Chordata, Lepidosauria, Squamata, Viperidae. The record is from RefSeq and is a predicted model, not a curated record. Gene Ontology annotation, molecular function: phosphatidylcholine binding; phosphatidylcholine intramembrane carrier activity. The transcript is spliced from 6 exons. The coding region runs from base 2604 to 3146 and encodes 180 amino acids.
UUACGACCGGUUGGGGGUCGCGGCAUUAAAAAGGUUGAGAACCACUGCUCUAGAGGACACUUUGGCCAGUUCAACAUUGCAGGCCAAGGCUUCAGACCAAGCUAGCAAGAAAUGUGAGGAACAGAUAUAGAGGGAUAACUGCCUCCAUACUACCUGCAGUGAAUCAAAAUACCAUGCUGGGCUGAUCCUGUUUUCUGAUGACAGACAUCCUUACUGUAAUUGUCAAUGAUGUAUUCAAAAACACAGCCUUGACUAUUAACAUUAAAAUAUUUUCUUGUAUACGAGUACAAGAGUGAACUUUCAAUAACAAUGUGGUAUUUUCAGAUGCAUCGGAGUAUAACUCCCAUCAUUUGCAGCUAGAGUAGCCCCUGGCUUGUAGUGAUGGGAAAUGUAGUGCACACAUCUAGACAACGCUUGCCCAUAGAUGGCUACUAUCUGGCAGUAAGACAUCUGCAGUAGCAGUAUAAAAAAGAAAAUGCACAAGUGUUUUUUUGAAGACUGCAAUUCAUGGACAGCGGGGGUGGGUGGAUAUCCUCAUCUCAUAAUUUGCUUUAUGUUUAGGAGUUAUAAUGCUGUUAACAGUUCUUAUGUGUUCUCUCUUGCUCUCUUGCUCUUUCCCUCUCUCUCAUUUUCUUUUUCUUACACAUAAAAUUCACAUUUAGUUUAAUAAAAGGAGAUUCAGAUUUACAAAACCUGUUAGAGAUCUUGGCUCCUUGAGGAAAAGGUCUAAAUGCAUAGACUGUGGCUUUGCACACUGAUAAUAUAUCCUAAAUUCUCUUUCAUAUUUCAAAGAUUAAGCAAGUAGUUCUAUGAAAGAUCUCUUAUUUCCAAAAGCUUUGAGAAUUUUCUGAAAAGCCAAUCCUGAAUUAAACAAACAGAUUAUCUGACCUGUUAUAAAGUUCUUAUAUUUCACAGAAUUGAAAGACAGACAAAAUUUAGGACUAGACAUGUUCAAUAAAAUCCAAUUUCAGUGUGUGUGUGCUGCCAAAGCAAAGAAUAGCUUUUCCACAGGUUAAAGGUACAGCAUUUAUGCUUCUGAAGUGCAGAUAAAAUCACAGCUCCCUAAAAGAUCAUCUCUUUCCCUCUUUUCAAGGAUGAACAGGCUUGUUUCAAGUAUCUCUUAUGACACUUCAUAUUUAUAAUGUCCCUGCUAGCUAGCUGACUGGAUUAGUCAAAUGAGGAAGAUGUAUAUUUCCUGCUUGUGGGCUGCUCUUAGCUGAGAAGGUUGCUAAGUGUGGCUGUGUGGCAACUGCUAUAGGAGGAUUGUGCAUCAUUCUAAUGCCAGACUUUUUGAAUUGUCUAGGUGUUGCUAUACACAUUAUUACUUAAAUUAUUUUCUGUCUAAACACAUUAGGUAUACACCAACAUUCUGCCAAAUAUUUUAAUUAAACAAAUGUAUGCUAUAGUCCUGCCAUUCCAGUUAAAAUGAUGUUGGCAAAGUCUAAUUUCUUAAUAUUACAACUACAUAAAAGUAUCACCCAAGACAAACUUGACUCAAACAAAAGCACAGAAUGAGCUAUGGUAACUCUUCACAUUCAUACAUGGCUUUCAUCACCUCUGAGACUAGUUAAAUACAGCAGAGCUCUAAGGGAGAACUGAAAUAUCUACAGCUUAUUCCAAGACAACUUAUUACAAACUGAUUCUCAAGUAUAAAGGAUGCAUGAGCAGAAGAUUUAGUAGCCGAGGUCCAUUUUUGUACACAUUAUUUAUGAUGUACAAAAUACAUAAAAUGCGGAAAUAGCUGAGCUCCUGAACAGCUUUUCAGUUGAGCUUCUGGACAGUCAUCCAGUCAUUCAGCCAAUCCUCAGUUGGCCACAGAGCUCCUUGAAUACUAUACUCUUAGGCCAGUCAAUUGAACCUAUAGUGAGGGCAAAGAAAAUCACAUCUGCCCUGUCCUGUGAUGUCUGAUUUAGCACUAUUGCAGAAUACAAACUCCAUCAGUACAGAGGACAUUGGCGUGAAAGCCAGAUAGAUUUAUAACGUACUGAAGUACACACCCACAACAACCAUGGAACAUGCAGACAUGUGAGCCAAAUAUUGAAUAGUUUGGCAGCUUUUACCACAUUCUGAAAACUAAAGAGAAGGAGGACCAUUAUUCUGUGGUAGAGCAUAUAGUUUGAAUGCCCAAAACACUGAAUUUAAUUCAUAGCAUCACUGAGUAAAAUUUUGUAUGAACCUGUCCCAAAUUAUGAGCAUGACCAGUGUCUGCAUGAAGUAUUCAAAAAUAAUCAAAAUCGUACAAGCAAAAAAUGUAAACCUUGUUCAUCUAAUCAACUCCAGUAUUUUUUUUAAAUAAAGUCAUUAUUUCUGAUCAAGAGAAUAGAUAUACUUGUGAUUCUAUAACUGAAUCUCCUAUUCUAACUGUAUCAGUUCACAAGCCCAUAUGCUUGUAAGCAUUUACAAAGAUCGCACUUUAUAUAGAGCAAUCUUAAAAUUAAUAAUUAAUCUGAAGUAAAGUCUUGCUGAUAUGAACCAAAGAAACCUGGACCCUAGAAAUGAUCUUUUGGCCUUCUUUCCUCAUCCCUCCUGCCAGGAGAUCCUCAUUUCAAUAUUUACUGACUUUUUCUGUGUAAUUUUCUUAGGAUAUAUUUUUCUGCCCAAGGAUGGAAAGAGACAACACCAGGAUUGUCACAAUCUUGAAAGAGAAAUCGGGGCUCUAUGAAUAUAAAAUCUACAGCAUACUUACUGAUUGUUCCCCAGAGCUAUGUGCUGAAGUUUAUAUGGACUUAAACUACAGAACAAAAUGGGACCAAUAUGUUAAAAAUGUACGUGAGAAAACUCAGGAUGGCAAAACAGCUAUCUACUGGGAAGUGAAGUUCCCCUUCCCCUUGGCAAACAGAGAUUAUGUUUUUGUUCGUGAACGUCGAGAUACGGAGCUUGAUGGGCAGAAGAUCUAUGUUAUAUUGGCUAAAAGCGUGAAUACUGUUAAAUUCUCAGAAAAGCCUGGGAUUGUUAGAGCAAAGAAUUAUAAACAAGGUGUGGCCUUUGCAAGUGAUGGCAAGAAAGGGUGCAAAGUUUUCAUGACCUAUUUUGAUGAUCCUGGUGGAAGGCUUCCUUCGUGGGUUGUCAAUUGGGCAGUUAAGACUGGGGUUCCCAACUUCUUGAAAGACAUGCAGAAAGCUUGCCACAGUUAUCAUAAGAGAUAGACGGCUCUUUGUAUUCAGUCUGAAGGACUGAUAGAUAACACUUUCCAAAGUUGGUCAUUGAUGUGGAUAUAGUCAUGAGACAUCACUGAAUAACAGCUGCCUUUGGGGAUGAUAAUCAUGAGCCGUGGAAGCUUCCAGGCAUAUGAUAAUGGAACUUAUUAAACUUUUCAUUUUCCAGUCACGCCUUCCUUUUACUUUUGAUGGCUUGAAAACACAGUUAAGUGUUUGUGUCUCUCUUCUUCGAGCUAAACUCUGAUGUGACAUGUUUCCUUGACAUCAGAGAGGCUGGAGAAAUUGAGUCAGUGCUGGAAUCAGUGCUGUGUUAAGAGAGUUGAGUAUGCAGAGCUUAUCCCGCGAAUUAAACUGUUGGAGCAACUCAGUACUUUGAAUUCAAGUCACUGCUUCUUUUUCCAAUAUCAACUUCAAAGAGAGAAAUCUAUUCCGUAUUUCUUUGACUCAAAAAAGCUGCUGUUCAUCAAAGCCAAUUCCCUCUUGACCUGACCAUCUUCCAGAGGCAUUCACAGAAUCUAGUGCUUUCAAGAAAGUGAUAUAAGCAGUAUGGCACUUAUAAUGCAAGCUGUGCCCCUUUCUUACUUUUGUGCAACUUCAUAACACACUUAUCAAAGGUGCAGAUCUUAUAUAAUAACUUUAAAUCCUGCUUUUGUGUUUGCCUUCAUUGACUCUCUCCCCCCAUACCUCUAAAAGCAGCAGGAAUAAAUAGAGCACAUUUUUAUCCAUUGUCCUUAGCAAAGAAAGAUCAUAUAGACUAGUGUAUAUUUGGGAAAGCUACACUUUGUGUGUGUGUGUGUGUGUGUGUGUAUGUAAAACUAAUACAGCGUUGGUGCAAACCAACAUAUUUAGGAAAAUCAUGUACAAA